AUGUCAACUACAUUUCCAGGACUAGUCCACGAAGCAGAGAUACGUCAUGACGGAUCAAACAGCUAUCGUUUGAUGCAGCUUGGAUGUCUGGAGUCUGUGGCCAACUCAACUGUCGCCUAUUCCUCCUCUUCGCCUCUAACUUACUCCACCACCGGCACUGAGUUUGCUUCCCCGUAUUUCUCCACUAAUCACCAGUACACACCACUUCACCACCAGUCCUUCCACUACGAGUUCCAACACGGCCACCCGGCAGUCAACCCUGAUGCUUACUCCUUGAAUUCUCUCCACCACUCGCAGCAAUACUAUCAGCAGAUCCACCAUGGGGAACCCACCGAUUUUAUUAACCUGCACAACGCCCGGGCUCUCAAAUCCUCUUGCUUGGACGAGCAGAGGAGAGAGCUGGGGUGUUUAGAUGCUUACCGGCGCCACGACUUAUCUCUUAUGAGCCAUGGGUCCCAAUAUGGGAUGCAUCCCGAUCAAAGACUCCUGCCAGGACCAAGCCUCGGGCUUGCAGCCUCGGGGACAGACGAUUUGCAGGGGUCGGUGGAGGCCCAAUGUGGGCUAGUACUGAACAGCCAAGGUGGGGUGAUAAGGAGAGGUGGUACCUGUGUUGUUAACCCCACAGAUCUUUUUUGCUCUGUACCUGGGCGCUUGUCUCUACUCAGCUCCACUUCUAAAUACAAAGUGACCAUUGCGGAGGUGAAGAGGCGCCUCUCUCCACCCGAAUGCCUCAAUGCUUCGCUCUUGGGAGGCAUUUUGAGAAGAGCAAAAUCCAAGAAUGGGGGGCGCUGUUUGCGAGAAAAAUUGGACAGACUGGGACUGAAUUUGCCUGCAGGAAGAAGGAAAGCAGCAAAUGUCACCCUUCUGACUUCCUUGGUUGAAGGGGAAGCCUUACAUUUGGCCAGGGAUUUUGGCUACACCUGCGAAACAGAGUUCCCAGCCAAGGCAGUAGGAGAACAUCUUGCCAGACAGCAUAUGGAACAGAAAGAACAGACAGCGAGGAAAAAGAUGAUCCUAGCGACAAAACAAAUAUGUAAAGAAUUCCAGGACCUAUUGAGUCAAGACAGAUCGCCCCUCGGAUCGUCAAGACCAACUCCAAUAUUAGACCUCGACAUCCAGAGACAUUUAACACACUUCAGUUUGAUCACUCACGGCUUUGGAACUCCUGCAAUAUGUGCUGCCCUAAGCACUUUCCAAACUGUUCUCAGUGAAAUGCUGAACUACUUGGAAAAACACACAUCGCACAAAAAUGGAGGAGCAGCAGAAUCUGGCCAAGGACACGCCAACUCGGAGAAAGCCCCCCUGCGGAAAACUUCAGAGGCUGCUGUGAAAGAGGGCAAAACAGAAAAGACAGACUAG
This is a messenger RNA of Malaclemys terrapin pileata, 1359 nucleotides long. It is a transcript of the gene TFAP2D, whose product is annotated as transcription factor AP-2 delta. The record is from RefSeq and is a predicted model, not a curated record. Gene Ontology annotation, molecular function: DNA-binding transcription factor activity, RNA polymerase II-specific; RNA polymerase II transcription regulatory region sequence-specific DNA binding. The transcript has 8 exons. Gene Ontology annotation, biological process: anatomical structure development; regulation of cell population proliferation; regulation of transcription by RNA polymerase II. NCBI's taxonomy places the organism in Eukaryota, Metazoa, Chordata, Testudines, Emydidae. Gene Ontology annotation, cellular component: nucleus. Bases 1 to 1359 code for a protein of 452 amino acids.